AUGGAAUCCAGUCCAGCAGAAACAAACAAAUCUACGGAACAUAUUGACAAAACCCGCGAAAUGGAGAUCGACGAACCCAAACCCGAGUCAGAUGCAAAACAAGUUCCAUCAGAGUCAGCAGAGACUGAAACUGAUAACUCAGAAGAUGUCAGUAGGUUAUCUAACCCAGAACCUAGUGAAGACACAUUUAAAGUCCCACAUUUGAUGUCUGGUAAGCCAUCUUCUAAGCGGAAACUCCCAGAUCCUCCUUCAAAAGCGGCUAAAAAACCAACAGACGACUCUAACGAGCCGGAAAUAAUUUCCGAGUCAAUAGAACCUCCCAAAGCAGCUCCUCAGGAUCAAAAACACCUACCGUUGCCUUACAAAGAGCCAGCGUGGAGUGGAACUCCACCAGAAGGAAGGCUUCCAGUAUGCGACAUACCACUCGCUCAUCCUACAAUUUCAAGGUACCACGCGAUCCUCCAGUACCGCGCCGAGGGAGAUGACAAAAACGAACCUGGUUUUUACCUAUACGACCUUGAAAGCACUCACGGUAGCUUCUGGAACAGCUGUCGCAUUAGACCAAAGACCUUCGUCAAGCUGAAAGGCGGACAUAUGCUUCGAUUUGGCUGCAGUCAGCGCAAGUUCAUCGUCCAGACGCCGCCCGAGGACGAGGAAAUGGAGUCUGAGUAUUCAGUGACAGAGUUGAAGGAGAUGCGACGCCAGGAGCUGAUGACUCGCGAGAAGGAACAGCAAAUUCAAGAAGAAAUGGAGCGCUUGAAGAAGGAAAAAGAAGAAGCUGAAGGCAUUGACUGGGGAAUGGGCGAGGAUGCUGAUGAGGAUACUGAUUUGACUGAAAAUCCUUUUGCGGUUUCUAAUAAUGAAGAGCUGUUCCUUGAAGAUCCUAAAAAGACGCUCAGAGGAUGGUUUGAGCGCGAAGGAUUUGAUUUGCAGUAUCAGACUGAGGAAAAAGGAAUUGGACAGUUUCUCUGCUGGGUUGACUUGCCCGUCGAAUCUGGUCGCACAGUUCGCGCGGAAGCUCUGGUCAAGGGCAAGAAGAAGGAAUCGGUGAUCCAGUGUGCGCUGGAAGCUUGCAGGGUCUUGGACAGGCACGGACUUUUGAGACAGGCUACACACGAGGGGCGGAAACGCAAGACUCGUAAUUGGGAGGAGGAAGACUUCUAUGAUUCUGAUGAAGAUAAUUUCUUGGAUAGGACGGGAACUGUGGAACGGAAGCGUGAACGGAGGAUGCGGAGUGCUGGAAAAUUGGAGAAUAAAGCGGAAAAUUUUGCGAGCCUCAGUGCUCAGUUGAGCAACAUUGCCAAAGAUAUUGCGGAGGUUGAAGAAAAGUUGAAGAAACAUGAAGAAGCCAAACGCGCUGGUAAUUCUGAUUCUAAUGAAGAUGCUCUUGAUGCGUUUAUGUCUAGUUUGAACACUGCUGUCUUGAGCAAGAGCGAGGUUUUGAAGCUCAAGUCUACUCUCCAGAAGUUGAAAAAGGAGCAAGAGAACUUUAAAAAGCUGGUUGAGAUUACGAGACCUACUUCUUUUCCGUCGUUCACUUCAAUAUCGGAUGUAAAGGAAGAGUCGGAGGAACGAGAUAGAUCUGAAGUGCCUGAUGAUCGCUUGGAGGACAAACCGGUGGAGAGUGAAAAGAAGAAGGUGCUGAGUAGGUACGGAUUGAUUAAGAGUGAGGACAUUCCAGCAACUGAGGCUCUGUUGAAGCUUAAGAAAAAAACUGGUGGAGAUGAGGAUCAAGUGGAAGAAAAUGAAGAAGAAUGUGAUGAUACUGCUGCUGAUACUGUGACUGCCGUUGAUCUUGAUACAGUUGGAGAAAGCGAAGUGAAAAGUAUAGAUGUUGAGAUGAAAAAAGAAUUGUCGGAAGCUGAAAUCGCGAGGAGGAGGAAAAAAAAUAUGAAACGCAAUCAGAAAAGGGCGGAAAAAGCUGCCAAAGAGGGUAACAAGGCCUAUGAUGAAGAGAUUCAUAGUGAGGAUUACUCUACCUGGGUACCACCUUCGAAUCAAACUGGCGAUGGACGGACUAGUUUGAAUGAAAAAUUUGCUAAAUUCACAGAUUUGCUCUUUAAUAAUAUCUAG
Molecule: messenger RNA, 2073 nt
Organism: Cotesia congregata
Lineage: Eukaryota; Metazoa; Arthropoda; Insecta; Hymenoptera; Braconidae
Source: the annotation of a GenBank genome assembly